CGUUCUUAGCAUCGCUAAGUGCACUUAACGGCAAAGAAUCGUUAAGUUUUCUACUUAAAAUGGCGCCGAGCGGCUAAGCGCUGGAGCUGCCGCACUAAGCGGGCGAAACAUUUAAGGCGGGGAGGGGGCUCCCAUAGCACCGUUAGAAAGGCAUAAGUAUUACAACAUGGCCGAUUACAGCGGGAGGAAAAGCAUCACCUCCGAACACAUCGCCCUCGUCAAGACGAAUUCGAGGCGUGCAAUGAUUUGAAACUCAUCCUGAAACAUCUGUGGACUGUGCUGACCGUGCUGAGAUGAGUGGUUCGGCGAGGCGGACCUUGGAAACACCUACAUGGCCAUCACGACUGAAGUGGUGUUCGCCGACAGGUAAAAUGCAGGUGCAACCUUCACAGACUGACAGAGAUUGAGUGAUAACAGACACUGGAGACCCUCCAAGCGAUGGCUGGUGACCGCCUGCCACCAUCCACAGGCUGUCACACAAGGAGCCCUGGGAGUAACCUUGCUGGAAGCCCCGCGGGCUGCAGUGUGUGGCUGGCGUUAUACAGUCCCCAGCCAUCGCCUGGAGGGCAUCCAGUGUCUGUUAUCAUUCACCUUAGGUAGUCUGUGAAGGUCCAGUCAUCACUGGUGCACGUGUAUCUUACCUGUGAUCAACACCGGCAGCCACAGACUCCUGCCCAAUGAACGAACACAGAGCUGGGCACUUCCGAUUAUCAGGCCGAUCGUCCGAUCUUGCGAUCUGAUCGGAACAGCAAUUGGCGAUCGGAAUGCAAAGAUUGGAUCAUCUUUGUAAAAGAUCGUGAUGCUCACGAACCUUCCACGAAUGUCCAACAACCCAAACAUCCGUGAAAUGAUCCAUGGGCUGCCCUAUGUAAAGAUUAACAAGACAGUAUUCGAAAUGGGUAAAGAUGGAGUUGGAGGUUUUACUCCCUUCAAAAUAAAACUGCCCCCCUUAGCGAAGGAACUGUAUAAUGUGCCAGCUGUUAAGAAGCUAUAUGAAAAAAGGAAAGACUUUGACCUCAUCGUUAUCGACCACUUAUUUAACGAGCUCGUGUACCCCUUCGUGCACGAGGUUCCGUUCAUCACCGUCGCCACUCCCGGGAUGGAUCCCCGCCAGAGUGCCGUCCUGGGCAACGUACUCAACCCGGCCUACGUCCCGAACAUCGUGGCUGCCUUGCCCUUGCCCAUGUCCAUGUGGCAGCGGCUAAAAAACACUGUCAUGCAUGUAGUCGUAUCUUUUUACUGGAGGAACUGGGCCGUUGUUCCGUUGGUGCAAAUGGAGAUCUCAGCCCAGUUCCCGGAUCUGCCGCCGCUGCUGGAGAUCGAAAAGAACCAAAGUCUGUCACUGCUGAACACUCACUUCAGCAUUUCCACCACGGUGCCCCUGCUGCCCUCACAGGUGGAGGUGGGCGCCAUGCACUGCCGCCCGGCAAAACCCUUGCCGGAGGACCUAGAGUCAUGGAUUACAGACGCGGGCGCAGAGGGCGUCAUCUACUUCAGUCUGGGCUCCAUCGUUCAAGCUGAAACCAUGCCGCAGGAGUACCUCCAAGCUUUCCUUGAAGCCUUCCGCAGACUGCCGCAGCGCGUCCUCUGGAAGUACGAAGGAAAGUUGGAGGGUGCGUCUGGUAACGUUAGGGUCAGCAGUUGGUUUCCCCAGCAGGACAUCCUCGCUCAUGACAACGUGAAAGUGUUCAUCUCUCACGGCGGCCUGAACAGCGUGCAGGAGUCCAUCUUCCACGCCACACCCCUCCUUGUCCUCCCCGUCUUCACUGACCAACCAACGCAAGCCGUGUUUGUGGAAAGCUCGGGUCUGGGUCACAUGCUGGAGUGGGAGGAACUUACUGCCGAUAGGAUUGUCAACGCCCUCACUGAUAUUAUAAACGAACCUAAGUACAAAGAGGCCGUGUCGGUGAUGUCGGCGUCCUUAAGGGAUCAGCUGACUACGCCGCAGGAGCGCGCCGUCUUCUGGACGGAGUACGUGAUCCGCCACCGAGGGGCGCCGCAGCUGAGGUGCCCUGCCACCCAGCUGUCCUGGGUGGAGUUCCUGCUGCUGGACGUGGUGGGCCUCCUGCUGAUGGCCCUACUGCUCCUGCUGCUGCUCCUGCGUCGCUUCUCUUGGGCAGUGUUUGCCUUAGUCUUUACUGACCGUGUCAAGAAAAAGAAGGAGUGACGCGAGACAAAGUGAAGCUUGUUUGUAAGUGAUGGUUUAUAACAACCGCAUGUUGUAUAGAUACAGAACGGGAAAGACCAAUGAACUACCUUGAUUUACCGUACUUUUCACACUGUAACUUUGUAUGUGAACCUGUUGUUAACCACCGCUGUCAGUUGAUAAGCAUCCAAAGGUUUAUUUCGUUACACUUGUGUGUCAACAUUGACGGAUGUCCGUGUUGUGCUAUUUUCCUUAGGAAUAAAUUAUUUACAGGUUUUGUAAUGAGUAAAAUGUCUUUCAUGGGAGACUAUAGCAACUGUAUUUAAACAGAGAUCCGUUGU
Molecule: messenger RNA, 2487 nt
Organism: Eriocheir sinensis (Chinese mitten crab)
Lineage: Eukaryota; Metazoa; Arthropoda; Malacostraca; Decapoda; Varunidae
Product: UDP-glycosyltransferase UGT5-like
Exons: 8
Coding region: 800-2167 (455 amino acids)
Molecular function (GO): UDP-glycosyltransferase activity
Source: RefSeq, a predicted model, not a curated record